UGAUGUCUCAGCUCCAUGAAUGGGGAAGUGCAGCUCCUGAAUAUAAAGCAGCCAGACGUGAUUCCCCGGGAGGGGUGACGGAGCCCCCUGUCCUUUGUAUGGAGCAGCAGUCCCCUCCUCCUCUGCACACAGCUGGGACCAGCAGAGCAUCUCACCCAGGAGGAAGGGGCUGCAGGGGAUGAGUCUGGUGACACCUCCUGCCAGGGCACUACAUAUACCAGGACAACCACAGCAACCGCAGCUGUAUACAGGGGCACCUGGCGGAGGUGACAGCAGGGACAUCACAGGACCAUGCCAGGGACUGAGCCCACCCGGGCCGCCCACCACAGGGUUCAGAAUGUCAUGAAUGAGGAAACAGAAUAUAAGUCCUACCAUCUUGAAAACUCCAUCCAUGAGCCCAGGACAAGUAAAGGUCAGACAAGAUCCUGUGGAGGGACAUGUCAUGCCAAGGAAAUUCUGCAGAAUUUGAACAUUUACAGGCAAAGUGGAAUCUUUACAGACGUGGUUCUUCUCAUAGAAGAUCAGACGUUUCCAUGUCAUCGAGGGGUCCUGUCUGCCAAUAGUUCUUAUUUCAGAGCCAUGUUUGGGGGUAAGCUCAAGGAGAGCAAUCUCAGUGUUGUGAAGAUUGAAAAGAUUUCUGCUCGAAUUGUGGGUGUUCUACUUGACUUCAUGUACGGCGGAAGUCCUAAGAUAGAGGAAGACAACGUGGAGGACAUCUUACAGGCCUCAGAUCUCCUCCACAUCUGCAGUCUUCGAGACGAGUGCGUGAAGUUUCUGGACGGCCAACUGGACCCGUCCAACUGUGUGGGCAUCAUGAAGUUUGCCGACAUGUUCUCCAUCACCUCCUUGUCUGAGAAAAGUAAGAAGCUGAUGCUGGAAGGCUUCGAGGAAGUCUCCUGCCAUGAGGAGUUCUUGGAGUUGACUAAAGAGGAACUGACGGAGUAUUUGUCCAAUGAUGAUCUGGUGGUGAGCAAAGAAGAGAUUGUGUAUGAAGCCGUCAUGAGGUGGGUGAAGGAGAAUAAGACCAAAGGAAGAGAAGCCCUGAAGGACCUUCUGGAGCAUGUCAGGUUACCACUGAUGGAUCCGGCUUAUUUUCUGGAGAAAGUGGAAAUGGACAAGACCAUCCAAGAAUGUCCUGAGUGUUUCCCGCUCCUUCACGAGGCUCGGAGAUACCUUAUUUUGGGAAACCCAAUGAAUUCCUUCAGAGUGAGACCACGAAGGUUCAUGAAUCUGUCGGAAGCCAUUGUUAUCAUUGGUGGUUGUGAUAAAAAGGGCCUCCUAAAGCUGCCCUUUACCGAAUGUUACCACCCGAAGAGCGGGCAGUGGAUGACGCUCACCAGUAUGCCGGGUUAUACCAAGUCGGAGUUUGCAGCCACCACACUGAAGAAUAAUAUCUAUAUCUCAGGCGGUCACAUUAACAGCAAUGAUGUCUGGAUGUUCAGCACUCAGCUCAAUUCCUGGAUUAAGGUGGCCCCGCUAAGUAAGGGUCGGUGGAGACACAAGAUGGCUGUUCUUAAUGGCGAGAUUUAUGCUGUCGGUGGAUUUGACGGUCUGAAGAGGUUGUCUACGGUGGAGCGGUACAACUCCUUCACCAACACUUGGACCCCGGUGACCUCCAUGUUGGCAGCCGUGAGCUCGGCCGCGGUGGUCUCCUGUGCGAACAAGCUGUAUGUCAUUGGCGGAGCCGUGGAGGAUUAUGGGAACACAGAUAAGGUUCAGUGCUAUGACCCAGAAACCGACACAUGGACGUAUAAGACGCCGUCACCUUUCUCCCAGAGAUGCAUCAAUGCCGUAGAACUGGAUGGGGUGGUGUAUGUGGUCGGGGGUCUGCUGAGCACAAUCUUCAGCUACAACCCAAAGACGGAUGAAUGGAGUGAAGUGGCGUCUCUGCCCGGAGCUCUGGAGAGCUGCGGCGUGACGGUCUGUGGAGGAAAAAUGUACAUAUUGGGUGGAAGAGAUGAAAACGGGGAAGGGACGGAGAACGCUUUUGUGUAUGAUCCCAAAUCUGGGAAGGUGGAAACGGAGCCCCCCCUGCAGCGCUGCACUAGCUAUCACGGCUGCGUCACCAUCCUGCACCGGACUCUGUAAUUACGAAAAAAAUCUAUAAAAAAAAAACAUUGAACUACGAACUUUAUUUAAUUUUAUUUUUUAUUUCUCAAAACUGUGAAUAUAAUUUUGUUGGAUUAUGAACGCUGAGGUGGAGAUAUUUUUUGUACGUACGUCUGCCCAGCGUAUACUGUGGUGUUUUCUAUUACAGUGUUUAGAUUGUGUAUGCAGUGUGUUGUAGUGUCAGGAUGUGUAUGUUAUACUGUAAAAUAUCACAACUGUGUCAUGCUUCAGAGGUGCCAACUUUUAUAGUGCAUUCAGUGUUUUUAUACAUAAGCCCAACCCUCCAAUGUGACCCUGCCCCCAAAGAGCCCCUAUUGGCAAUGUCAGACAGAGUGGGGCUCUAAGAACGGUAGUCAGUGCCCUCAGUAUAGUGCCAAUCAUAGAGUGCCAGGUGCAUUAGUGGACAAUGCCAUAGCCGUCCCACAGACAGUGUCAUAGAGCCCCCAUGACAGUGCCAGCCAGAGAGUCCUCAUAAAUGGUUCAAGAAUAUACCCAUUAAAGGGUUACUCCGCUCCCCA
Molecule: messenger RNA, 2627 nt
Organism: Hyla sarda
Lineage: Eukaryota; Metazoa; Chordata; Amphibia; Anura; Hylidae
Gene: KLHL35
Product: kelch like family member 35
Exons: 7
Coding region: 292-2088 (598 amino acids)
Molecular function (GO): protein binding
Source: RefSeq, a predicted model, not a curated record